Messenger RNA from Botrytis fragariae, 816 nucleotides. RefSeq lists its product as uncharacterized. The transcript has a single exon. NCBI's taxonomy places the organism in Eukaryota, Fungi, Ascomycota, Leotiomycetes, Helotiales, Sclerotiniaceae. The record is from RefSeq and is a predicted model, not a curated record. Bases 1 to 816 code for a protein of 271 amino acids.
AUGGUCAUCCUCGGCGGCCUUGAAAUCCUCGCAGCAGGCUACCUUCUAAAACAACAUCUCAAACACAAAGAGGAGAAGCAGCGCCUCGAGAUUGAAGCUUUGGACCUCGACGAGCAGUCUUAUCGCAUUUAUUCUCCUGAUCGUGCCGGUCCGGGACAUCGAAGACGGAGACAAUCUCACGACCGGGAGCACGAUCGCGCUUAUGAUAGGGAUGCGAGUGGGGAUAGAGGGAGAGAAAGAAGUAAGGAGCGCAGACCCAGACGAAGAGAUUCGCCAGAAAGAAAAUAUACAUAUGACAAAAGGGAGCGGGGUAAUCGAAGAGAUGAUAAGAGGAGAAGUAGAGAGGAUCUGAGAUAUACCAGUUCGCCACCACGAAAAGGAUAUUAUGCGCCGCAUCCAGAAACGCAGAUGCGACAACAUGCGCAUUCACCCGUUGGCGCAUCCUCAACGCGAUGGGUUCCUCCACCACCUCCUCAACAACGUAUGAAUAGCCCGCCUAUCAUCACUACCUCUCCUCCUUUCAACCAUCAUUCGCAACCUCAUUAUCCGCCUUAUCCAACAUCACAACAGCCUCUUCACCCAACAUUCGCGAAUGAACCAUAUGCUUACCCGCCCGAGAAGCUACCCGAGUCUAUGCUGAGGCCUGGUGCGCCCACUCGGGGCCGCUCAUCAUCUGCGCCGGGCGAUGUAUAUGAGAUUCCAAGAGCGAAUACCUCGAGAGUUAGGAUUGCGGUUCCGGGAGAAGAUGAACUUACAAUUCCGGGCGAAACACAAGAUCCGCCGCCUGCAUAUGAAGAGAUUGGAGGAAGACAUUGA